UCGGGGCUCGGGGGCGCGGGGAGUGUUUUUUGCAGGGAAGUCGUCUUGGCAGCAACUUUUUCCCUCUUUUUCAACGGGCGGAGGCGCGUUUGCGCCGUUGGGGAACCGUUUCGAAUCCGGCCUCCAGCGCGUACGCCUCAUGGAUCCCGAGAGGGAGAGGAGCGGGGGGCACCCCAAGAAGGGCAGGAAGAGAAGGAGGGCCCCGAACAUGCUGGUCGGGGCGGCUGAGGCGAUGAGAGCCCGUCGGGAUCUGGAGGAGAGGCAGCCCGAGGCCAAGAAAGCCCGCUUAUCUACCAUUUUAUUUGCUGAAAACUGUGAAGUAACCCACGACCAGUUAUGUGAAUUGCUGAAGUAUGCAGUUCUGGGCAAAUCCAGUGUUCCUAAACCCAGCUGGUGCCAGCUUUUUCACCAAAACCACCUGAACAGCGUGGUGGUUUUUGUACUGCAGGGAAUGAGCCAGCUACACUUUUACAGGUUCUACUUGGAGUUUGGAUUUCUCCGAAAGGCAUUCAGACAUAAAUUCCGCUUGCCACCACCAUCAUCUAAUUUUCUAGCUGAUAUCAUUGGCCUGCAAAAGAAGCAAACAACAGGAGAUCUAUCCAAGAUGGUGGAAGGGUCUUUACCUUCUGCCAGUUCAAAAGUCAGCGUCAACCUGCAGAAUGAUCCUGUUAUUCAAAAGUAUGGCUCUAAGAAAGUGGGCUUAACCAGAUGCCUUCUCACAAAGGAGGAAAUGAAAACAUUUCACUUUCCAUUACAAGGUUUUCCUGACUGUGAAAACUUUGUACCUACCAAAUGUAAUGGUUCUGUGACAGACAGCAGUCCUCUCUUUGGACUUGACUGUGAAAUGUGCCUCACAUCCAAGGGGAGAGAGCUAACCCGCAUCUCACUGGUUGCUGAAGGAGGCUGCUGUGUAAUGGAUGAACUUGUUAAACCUGACAACAAGAUUCUGGACUACCUUACCAGCUUUUCGGGAAUCACAAAGAAGAUUCUUAAUCCAGUGACAACCAAACUCAAAGAUGUACAGAGACAUUUAAAAGCACUACUUCCUCCUGAUGCUGUGUUAGUGGGCCAUUCCUUAGACUUGGAUCUCAGAGCACUGAAAAUGAUACAUCCAUAUGUUAUUGAUACAUCAUUGCUUUAUGUCAGAGAGCAGGGCAGAAGAUUUAAGCUAAAGUUCUUAGCCAAAGCUGUUUUGGGGAAGGAUAUACAAUGUCCAGAUAGGCUUGGUCAUGAUGCCACAGAAGAUGCUAGAACAACCCUUGAAUUGGCCCGGUAUUUCCUUAAGUAUGGCCCAAGGAAGAUUGCAGAACUAAAUCUGGAGGCACUAGCUAGUCACCAAGAAUUGCUAGCAACAGGCCAAGAGCUGAGAAAUACAGCAGAAAUAGUUUAUCAGCCAAAUACAAGUGUUUUGGAAUGCUUGGACUUAAUGGGUCAGAAGCUCCUUUUCUUGACCCGGGAAGCAGAAACUAGUGAACUUUGUUCUGCCAGAAACUGUCAGACUAUUAAGUGCCUUUCAAAUAAAGAGGUUCUUGAGCAGGCCAGAGUGGAAAUUCCCCUAUUUCCCUUCAGCAUCGUCCAGUUCUCUUUUGAACCCUUUUCACCCAACCUCACUGAGGAAAUGAACAAGAGGAUGAGGAUUAAGUGGACAGAGAUGUCGACUGUUUAUGCUGGGCCAUUUAGCAAAAAUUGCAACCUCAGGGCUCUGAAAAGGCUGUUUAAGAGCUUUGGCCCAGUCCGGUCCAUGACUCUUGUUCUUGAAACCCAUCAGCCACAUCUCUGUAUACAAUAUGAAGUCCUGGAAGCUGCCCAGCUGGCCAUAGAAUCCUUGGAUGGCAUUCUGGUGGAAGGUGCCUGCAUCAAGGUGCAGAGGCCUGUGACAGAGCUCACCCUUGAUUCUAACACUCUUGUGAAUGAGCUAGAACAAGAUUCUGAGAACCGAGGUACAAUAUACCUGUCUGGAGUGAGCGAAACCUUCAAAGAACACUUACUACAACAGUCCAACCUCUUCCUUGGCUUGGAAGCGGUCAUCCUGCCUAAAGAUCUUAAAAGUGGAAAGCAAAAAAGAUACUGUUUCCUGAAAUUCAAAACUUUUGGCAGUGCCCAGAGGGCCCUCAACAUUCUCAAAGGCAAGGACUGGAAGCUGAAAGGCCGGCAUGCCCUAACCCCCAGGCAUCUCCAUGCUUGGCUCAGGGGCUUGCCUCCUGAAUCAAGAAGGCCCCCAGGGGUUCGUGUCAUACCUCCCCCCUCUGAGCAGCAGGCCUUACAGGCUCUGAAGAUGGACCACCCAAAGAUAGCAGCCUGGCGCUGGGGCCGGAAGAUAGGAAAGCUCUACCACAGCCUGGGCCCAGGCACACUCUGCCUCAUCUUGCUGCCAGGAACCAAGAGCACUCACGGAUCAUUCUCUGGCCUAGGACUGAUGGGAAUAAAAGAUGAAGAAGAAAGCACCACGCCAAACAUGUGUGCGUGAGUCUGCCCAUCAUUUUCCAUGUGCCAUUAGCCCUCACGGGCAGUGGCAGAGAAUGUGGUCAGGCUGCAGCCUCUCUAUCCAGCACACAGCUUUUGUGGAAAAUGGCGUACCACUUAAGAAGUUCGGUCCAUUUAUAUAUGGCAUGUUCAAAUUUUCAAUAAAUGCCUAAAAUUUGAGCAUUCUCCUCUUAAGACAGGGUGAGAAGGAAACCA
This is a messenger RNA of Lutra lutra (Eurasian river otter), 2679 nucleotides long. It is a transcript of the gene REXO5, whose product is annotated as RNA exonuclease 5. The transcript is spliced from 20 exons. Bases 140 to 2467 code for a protein of 775 amino acids. Gene Ontology annotation, molecular function: RNA binding; exonuclease activity. NCBI's taxonomy places the organism in Eukaryota, Metazoa, Chordata, Mammalia, Carnivora, Mustelidae. Gene Ontology annotation, cellular component: nucleus. The record is from RefSeq and is a predicted model, not a curated record.